UGUUUUUUCUGUUUCCUUUUUUUUUAGAUACUUCAAGAAGUGUCAAAGCAUCUCCAGAAACAGCUGAAAUUUUUUUUCAGAAGUUAAGAAAUAAAUAUGAAUUCACAAUCCUGGCGACCUUAAAACAAGCCCAUUUGAAUUCAGGGGUUAUUCUCUCUAUUCAUCAUUUAGAUCACAGGUACCUGGAGCUGGAAAGCAGCGGUCAUCGAAAUGAAAUCAGGUUGCAUUAUCGUUCAGGCAGUCAUCGCUCCCACACAGAAGUAUUCCCAUACAUUUUGGCAGAUGAUAAAUGGCACAGGCUUUCCUUAGCAAUCAGUGCCUCUCACUUGAUUUUACAUGUGGACUGCAAUAAAAUUUAUGAAAGAGUUGUGGAGAAGCCCUUCAUGGACUUACCUUUGGGUACAACCUUUUGGCUGGGACAGAGGAAUAGUGCACAUGGUUAUUUUAAGGGCAUAAUGCAAGAUGUGCAAUUACUUGUCAUGCCUCAAGGAUUUAUUUCUCAAUGCCCAGAUCUUAAUCGCACAUGCCCAACUUGUAAUGACUUCCAUGGACUCGUGCAGAAAAUUAUGGAACUGCAAGACAUUUUAGCCAAAACAUCAGCUAAGUUGUCCCAAGCUGAGCAGAGGAUGAACAAGUUGGAUCAGUGCUACUGUGAGAGGACCUGCACAAUGAAAGGCACGACUUACAGAGAGUUUGAAUCCUGGACAGAUGGCUGUAAGAACUGCACUUGCAUGAAUGGUACCGUGCAGUGCGAGGCUUUGAUUUGCCCCCUCUCUGACUGCCCGCUUAACUCUGCUCUGGCCUAUGUGGAUGGCAAGUGCUGCAAAGAAUGUCAAUCGGUGUGCAUAUUUGAAGGCAGAACCUACUUUGAAGGACAAAGAGAAACUGUGUAUUCAAGCUCAGGGGACUGUGUUCUGUUUGAGUGCAAGGACCACAAAAUGCAGCGUAUUCCAAAAGACAGUUGCACAGCUUUGAACUGCCCAGAAUCUCAACAGAUUCCUUUAUCUCACAGUUGCUGCAAAAUCUGUAAAGGCCAUGACUUUUGCACUGAAGGACAUAACUGUAUGGAGCAUUCUGUCUGCCGAAACCUAGAUGACAGAGCUGUCUGUAGCUGCCGAGAUGGCUUCCGAGCCCUUCGGGAGGACAAUGCCUACUGUGAAG
Balearica regulorum gibbericeps (East African grey crowned-crane) is the source of this 1161-nucleotide messenger RNA. Lineage: Eukaryota; Metazoa; Chordata; Aves; Gruiformes; Gruidae. The record is from RefSeq and is a predicted model, not a curated record.